This is a messenger RNA of Tachysurus vachellii, 1096 nucleotides long. It is a transcript of the gene bloc1s5, whose product is annotated as biogenesis of lysosomal organelles complex-1, subunit 5, muted. Bases 172 to 636 code for a protein of 154 amino acids. The record is from RefSeq and is a predicted model, not a curated record. Lineage: Eukaryota; Metazoa; Chordata; Actinopteri; Siluriformes; Bagridae. The transcript has 5 exons. Gene Ontology annotation, cellular component: transport vesicle; BLOC-1 complex.
ACAGCCAUAAAAGUUGUUGCCAUUUAGCAUUUGAUGUUGGAGAUCAUUUGUUAGGGUAGAUAAACAACUCAGAUCCAAUUCUAUCGUUUCACACCGCUUAAGUGGGUAAAAACUGUCUGGUGUUUCAGUAGACACAUGUGUUAAUAGUCUUUCUUGUGUCGUCUCGUCAACAUGGACAAAAUAGCCCACGCAGAUGUUGGUGACAUUCAGUCAAGGUUGCUGGACCAUAGGCCAGUCCUACAAGGAGAGAUCAGGUAUUUUGUACGAGAAUUUGAGGAGAAGCGGGGCUUUAGGGACUGUCGUCUAUUAGAAAACUUGAACAAGCUGGUGAUUGAGACCAAUGAGCAAGUAUUGCCCAGGUGCACCAAGACCAUGCACGGAAAUUUACUUGACGCUCUCAGUCGCUUGGAAGCUGUAACUCAUAUGACGCAGAGAAUCCAGGAGAGGGAGCUAGAAACACAUAGCAUGAUUCUUCAGGAGGGUGUGGAGAAACGCAGAGCAGACUGGGAGGACUUUGUGAAACAGCAAUAUCGGCUAAAGGAGGAGGUGGACGAGGAACAUGCUAAAGCUGUAGGCAGACUCAGUACACAGUACAGUGAGAUAAGGAAAGACCUUGCCAAGUUUUCCCAUUUCUGAAGUUCUCUAUGGAUGCUCCUGUAUUUGGACAGUAUUUUUGAAAAUGUUCUUCUGCAGCAUGAUGUUAAUAUGCUAUGUUUUUCGGAGAACGUGUGCUUUUUUUGGUCUCUGCAAGUAUUCAAAAUCAAUAUGUGGUCAAAUUUAUGAGAAAAUGGGUGGUUUACAUAAAAUAUUUAGUUAUUAAGCAAAUUGUUUAAAGUUAUACAGAAAUCUUGUAUAAGGUUGUUGAACAGAAAUCUGAUCUACUAGCAUGAGUUAUGUAUAAAGAGUGUAAUCCACUGAAUUACUAUUAACAUGAUCACAACACUGGGGAUGUUACCGCUGACAUGAAGAAAUGACUAAUAUUAUAUUAAAAUAGAUAGCAUUGUGCCUUAAAGCUCCAUUAUUCAGGUACCAAUGUACCAAAACAAAUGAAGCAAACUCAGUACUUGAAACAAUCAAAUAAAGCUUAUUAAAACAA